CAGGAGGCUGCACUGGAAACACUGGGACCUGUGGUUAGGUUGAAUAUAUGUUUCAGAGAAGACUUGAGUUCUGAUCAGAAGCAACUUUGAAGGACAAUCAUUGUUCUUUCAGCUCCGUUUUUAUUUUUGCUGAAAGCCAAAAUGCUCUUGCAGUCAGAAAAGGAUCUCACCUGCACACUGUGCUGCAACAUCUUCAAAGAUCCUGUGAAGCUGGAAUGCAGCCACAGCUUCUGCAAGGACUGCCUGCAGACAGAGUGGGCUGAGAAGCAAACACGGCAGUGUCCGCUUUGUCAGGAGAUGUCAUUGCUGAGAGAUCCACCACGUAACUUUAUGAUGAAGAACCUGUGCUUUGCCUUCUUCCUGGGGAGAGGUCAGAAAACUCCCACGGGAUCCGAGGACCUCUGCAGUCUGCACUCUGAGAAACUCAAACUGUUCUGUCUGGAUCAUAAGGAGCCUGUUUGUCUCAUCUGCAGAGAUUCAAAAGAACACGAGGACCACAGCUUCAGGCCGAUCGAUGAAACCAUGCAGGACCACAGAGACGAGCUGCAGACCUACCUGAUGCCCUUCAAGGAAAAACUGAAGCUGUUCAAACAAGCUUUGGAAAACUUUGAUGAAACUGCAGAACACAUAAAGGUCCAGGCUAAAAGAACAGAGAUGCACAUCAAAGAUCAGUUCAAGAAGCUUCAUCAGUUCCUGCAGGAGGAAGAGGAGGCCAGAAUCACAGCUCUGAGGGAGGAAGAGGAGCAGAAGAGUCAGGUGAUAAAGGAGAAGAAGGAGGACUUGAGCAAGAACAUCAAGGCUCUUUCAGAAACAGUCACAGCAACAGAAGAAGAGUUCAUAAGAUCCGAGAACAUGUCACUACUGCAAGACUACAAGACAGCAAAGGAAAGACUCCAACAAUGCCCCCUGCUGGAUGACCCACAGCCACUCUCUGGAGCUCUGAUAGAUGAAGCCAAACAUCUGGGCAACCUGAGCUACAGCAUCUGGACCAAGAUGAAGCACAUGGUCUCAUUCUUUCCCGUGAUUCUGGAUCCAAACACGGCUGAACCACACCUCACCCUGUCUGAAGAUCUCACCGGUGUGACGUUCGGGCCAAGACAGAAGCUUCCUGAUAAUCUAGAGAGGUUUGAGCAGCGACACUGUGUCAUCAGCCAUGAAAGCUUCAGCUCAGGAACUCACAGCUGGGACGUAGAGGUUAGAAAUGAGGAGUUCUGGGGUCUUGGUGUCUUGUCAGAAUCUGUUCCCAGAAAGGGACAAAUACAGGCCGGGUUCUGGGGAAUAUGUCUCUGUAAUGGAAGCUACGCAGCAAUCUCCCAUGCACUUCCCAACAAAGCUCUCCCAGUGACGAAGCUCCAGAAGAUCAGAGUUCAUCUGGACUGGGACGAAGGAGAAGUUUCAUUUUUUGACCUUGAUGCCAACAACUACAUUCACACCUUCAACCAUACAUUCACUGAGAAUCUGUUUGCUUACAUUUGUACCAAAAACGCAUCUCCUCUGAAGAUACUGCAGGCAACAAAAUAACCUGAUUUUUAUGUUCAGUGAAAUAUACUAAAAUGAAAAAAGAAGGAAUUUUGUGCUGGGUCAAUUAUUUCUUUGUUGUCAUAAUGCUUCUUGGCAAUAAAUAUACCAUUGGAAAACCUGUAUGGUUCCCUUUAAAUGGUGCCACAUUUGUAGAGAAAAUGCAUUUAUGGGUGGAGCAGCAGAGGUGAGUAUUUGAGCUGUACCCUAACCCUAUGCUAACCACACCAAAUCCUCUCAGCUUAUUCAUCUUAUUCCGAUAUUAACUGUUAUUUGGGUUCAUUUAUAGGAUUGAAUCCACUUUAAAGAAUAUUGACAACUGAACAAUUUAAUCCUGUAACAAAAGCGGUUCCUCAUGCUGGUCACCAGCUUGGUCACACACUGCUGUGGGACUGCAUCCCAUUCCUUGGCUAGCAUUUGUCACAUAUCAGCCAAUAAUCAGAAUCAGAAUCAGCUUUAUUGCCACGUUCUUACAUACAAACAAGGAAUUUGACUCCGGUACACUUUGCUCUUUGGUUUUGUUUUUGUAUUACAGAAUAUAAAU
Girardinichthys multiradiatus is the source of this 2062-nucleotide messenger RNA. Its product is annotated as zinc-binding protein A33-like. The transcript has a single exon. Gene Ontology annotation, molecular function: protein binding; zinc ion binding. Bases 142 to 1521 code for a protein of 459 amino acids. Lineage: Eukaryota; Metazoa; Chordata; Actinopteri; Cyprinodontiformes; Goodeidae. The record is from RefSeq and is a predicted model, not a curated record.